AUGGAUGCGUUUUCGUUGUGUUGGAGUCUCGCAGGACUUGCUCUCGUAGGCAUUUUUACAAAUGGGGUAACGGGUUUUGAUGAAAUGGACUUGUUCAACGGAUUCAACGACACAAGUGUUUAUGAGAAACAAGAAAAUGGUGCAAAUGUUCUGAUGGUAGGACUCACUCUUGUUCAAGCCGCUUCUGCCAAAGGAGCCGUGUGUCUGGAUGGGUCAGUGCCUGGAUAUCAUUUGUAUCCUGGGUACGGUUCAGGAGCAAACAACUGGUUCAUUCACUUGCAGGGUGGUGCGUGGUGUGACAGCGUGAAAUUUUGUCAGUACCGUAAAAGAAGUAGUUACGGAUCGUCCACAUUAAUGGAGAAAGUGUUAGCAUUUACGGGAAUACUAAGCAAUAAAGCCUCUGAAAAUCCAGACUUUUAUCACUGGGAUAAAGUUAAAGUACGGUAUUGUGAUGGUGCAUUCUUUAGUGGUGACAGCGAAAACAAGGCCGCACAACUUCAGUUUAGAGGAAAGCGUAUAUUUUUAGCUGUCAUGGAAGAUUUUGAUGGCAAAGGGAAUGCGUCAAGCAAAGCAGGUUCAUUUGUAUCUUUCUUUAUCCCCAAGUAA
Messenger RNA from Brassica rapa (field mustard), 606 nucleotides. RefSeq names its product pectin acetylesterase 1. Lineage: Eukaryota; Viridiplantae; Streptophyta; Magnoliopsida; Brassicales; Brassicaceae. Gene Ontology annotation, molecular function: pectin acetylesterase activity. Gene Ontology annotation, biological process: cell wall organization. The record is from RefSeq and is a predicted model, not a curated record. Gene Ontology annotation, cellular component: plant-type cell wall.